This is a messenger RNA of Ectocarpus sp. CCAP 1310/34, 1839 nucleotides long. Lineage: Eukaryota; Phaeophyceae; Ectocarpales; Ectocarpaceae. The record is from the annotation of a GenBank genome assembly.
AUGUUCGUGGACAGCGCAUCGCGGUGGCAACGGGGGUACGGGAUGCGGGCAAAGAGCGACACCCUGAAGUUCGUGCAGUGGUUCCUCGCCGACAUGAACGGCAUGGGCACUCCGGGGUGUUUCCGCAUGGACAACGGCGGCGAGUUCACCGGCUCCGCGUUCACCUCGUUCUGCGACGCUGCUGGCAUUCGGCGCGAGUACACCGCCCCCGACACCCCCAAGCAAAACGCGGUGGUCGAGAGCGCCAUUUGGCGCGCCAUGAAGGGGGGCCACGCCGCUCGCCGCCACAUCCUCGCCAUGGGCCACGUCGACCACUCCUCCAUCCCCAACGUCGGCGUCAACGGACAUCGUCUGUGGCUCGUGUCGGCGCUUUGGGCAUCCGCCUGCUUCAACCGCUCCGCGACGAAGGCCAUCCUGGGCUGGAUGUCGCCGUUUAAGGCGUUCUUCGGCCGGAAGCCGCCCCUCACCGCCGUCCCUUUUUUCCAGGAGGGGAUGAUGCGCGUGAAGCGGGCCACGAAGGCGGACGUCCAAUCCGCGCGGUGCUUCCACCUGCACGGCGCCAACAAACACUCGACGUCUACCGCCGUCGUUCUUGGCGCUGACACCGGUCGCCCCGCCCUCACCAACAACGUCGUGUGGGUCAACCGCCGGGCAGGGGCGCCGGCGCCGGUGCCGGGCAUCGGGGGGGGGUUCUUCGGUCACCGCGGCGCCCUCGCCGGCCGCCGCCGUACCUGCGCCCGAUGCCGCACCGCCGCCGCCCCCGCCAUCAAGGACGUACACCUACAUCCCGCCUGCACCAGCGACCACCGCACCGCCGCAGCCCGCAUCCCCGCCGAUCUUCACAGGAUCCUCAGCCCCGUCGCCGAUCUCCGUCGCUCCAUCAUCAGCCCCACUGUCGACCGCAACAACGCCGCCCCGUUCGCCCCCGGGCCUGCCGCCCGUUCGCCCCCGGACCUGCCGCCGCCGCCGCCGCAGCCCACGGGCGCCGCCACCCCCGCUCCCCCGCACCCGCCGCUUUCGAAACGAGCCGUGAAGGGGUUGGGACGAAAGGGCACGAGGGUACACGGCCGCACGCGCGGCGAUGUAGUGCGAUUCAUGGAGAACAACAACAACCGCCGUCCGGUGGCGGCGCCUCUCUCCACCACCGUCUUGCCGGAUCAGAGUCUUGGAGGCCGUGGAAGCGGGGGCGCCCUGGGAGCUGGGGGACCCGUGGAUUCCGGUGGGGGGGGGAGACCGCAGAUGUUCGCAACGAUGUUCGCCACCCGCGAGGAUGUGGACGCCGCUCUUCGCGCCGAGCGCCCGUCCGACAAGAUGCCAGACCUUCCUCACAGCCUCGCCAGCGACCUCCGAGUGCCGAAAACGUUGAAGGAGGCCAUGCGGUCUCAACAUUCAGAGUUGUGAGAUGAUGCAUUCGGUCGAGAAUUUUUCGGUUUGUUGGAUGCAGGAACUUGUAGUCCGGUGUAGCAACCAGUAGAGAACGCGAUCAAUGGCAAGUGGGUCUUCAACUAUGAGGCAGACGAGUACGGAUGGCCGACGAAAUUCAAGGCAAGACUUGCAGCGCGGGGGGACAUGCAGAGGGCUUCGAUUGAUUUUGGAGAAUUGUUUGCAUCCACCGUAUCAGUGUCCAGUGUGCGCUUGUUGGCAGCACUAGCAUGCGAGCAGAAUCUUCACUUGUGCCAUUUCGAUACUCGGCAGGCUUUUGUGCAGUCUGAGCUUGAUGAGGAUGUUUUCAUGCGCUUACCGCAGGGGUGUGGUAGGUUAUCUGGCCUGAUCAUGAAGCUGUGCAAGAGUCUGUAUGGUUUCAAGCAGGCAUGACGACAUUGGCAUGCGCACCUGACG